AUGAGGCCGUGUGGGAGGCCAAAGAUUCGCUGGUUAGACGGUGUGAAGCUGGAUAUGAUAGAUGCGCGUUUGUGUACGGCUGAUGCAAUGGAUAGAACCAAAUGGAAGACAAGAAGCAGAAAGGCGGACCCUGCAACAACGCGACAAACGCUAGGAAGAAGAAGAAGAAGAAGAGUUCCUCACCUCGCUUUCGUCUUGCCCGAUCUACCCGAUUGA
Molecule: messenger RNA, 216 nt
Organism: Necator americanus (New World hookworm)
Lineage: Eukaryota; Metazoa; Nematoda; Chromadorea; Rhabditida; Ancylostomatidae
Exons: 1
Coding region: 1-216 (71 amino acids)
Source: RefSeq, a predicted model, not a curated record